Molecule: messenger RNA, 2105 nt
Organism: Ornithodoros turicata
Lineage: Eukaryota; Metazoa; Arthropoda; Arachnida; Ixodida; Argasidae
Exons: 2
Coding region: 947-2086 (379 amino acids)
Source: RefSeq, a predicted model, not a curated record
UCCAGCGUGCUAGAGUGAUAAUCUAUAUCCCAAACGAAAGGCCUAAACUUCCGAUUUCCAAAAAGCAUAAAUUUUCGGAAAUCCGCCCAGUAGUUUUGAAGAUACAGACAUAAACAGAUAGUAAACAAACCCACUAGGGCAGCGCCAUCUUGGUCGGGCGACUUUCUCCCGGAAGGAGGGCGACACUACCGCCGCCAACAGGGAAAACAACCCUAGACCACAUACCCCUCCAUUCGUUGAAGAAGCUUGCCUUCAACUGUGGAGGAAGGCACCAAAACCCUGCCUUACUGAAGCUAAAUCCGGAGGAAUACAAGAACUACUAUAACUUUGGACAUAAUUAUCCAAUCAACACGCGGAAAAAAGUAGAAGACAGCUUAUACAAAGGAGAAGAGGAACAAAACAGAAAGUAACAGCAGAAAAGUAAAAACGCCGAAAAGUGACCGGAAAUCACCGAAAAUUCGGUUUUAAAGUCACCAAACCAUCAAAACAAGUACAGACUACCUAGGACAAGCCUUAACUGGCUAGACUCAUGCUGGAGUUACCAUCUCCUAGAAUCAAAGCAUAGAAUCGAACCAGGAAACAGUUAAAAAUGCCCAAGAUCAAAGAGGGAAGGAGACAGGAGUCCGAGGAAGCAGGAAAAGAAGGCACGGAGGUCGAUGGAGACUCCAGCUCAGAGGAAUCUUGAGACGACCCGAUCACGACCACGCAACAACCAAAGACGAGAAGCAAGAAGAAGAAAAAACACAAGAAACAAAGAGCUGAAUCAAAGGAGGACAAGGAAGACCCCUUCCCCCUCUUACCCGAGACCAUACAGAGGAAAUAGAUCAAAUAACUGCAAACACGCAAGAGGAAAACACUAAUUCUACAAUCGACAACCGACCAGAUAUACCUCCGUGACAACUACAUCGACGCGGAACAUGAAUUGCCAAGGGAAAAAAGACCAGCUAUGAGAGCAGUAUUUCACAAGUAUGAGGCUCUCAUACGCUCCCUGAACCUCCAGCGGGCAACCGAAAAGGCCCGACGUAAAGAAGUGGAAAGAGCAGCCCAGGCACUCAGCCAGACUCUACAAAACCUGGAGUCCCAGGGCAGCAAUGCACCAGUCUCAUACGCUGAAACCACAAAAGGAAACAAUGACAGCCAAAAGACUAAAACCUUCAAAAUUGCUUCAGCUACAAUCAAGCCUAAACAAGGGAAAAGCUUGAAAAACCUAUCGAGCACACUCAAAAAAGAACUCACUGAGGCAGAAGUCCAGUUAACUGACGCUACGAUCAGACCAACAAAGGCAGGACUACUCAUUGUGGAAAGUCGCAAGAAGGAAGACAUAAAUAAAAUAGAAAGGAUCUUCAAUGAGAGCGACAACUUGAGGGAAUGCGGCAAUUUUAAAGUCAACACACCUCCACGACCAGAAGUUAAAGUCAAAUUCAUCGAAGAAGGUAUGGAGAAAAAGGAUAUAAAGAACGAACUAAUCUACGGUAAUGAUCUCCAGGAACACUUGGACCAGAUCGACGUUAAAUAUGUUAGAUCUGAAAGAGAUGGUACGCAAACAGCAUUCAUCUCACUACCGAAAGAAGCCUACUACACACUAACAAAGCAAGGAACCAUAAAAAUUGGAUGGUCCAGAUGCAUCGUGGAGGAGCACUACAACGUAAAACGGUGCACCAAAUGUUUAACCUACGGACACGUGGCAAAAUUCUGCAAAGGUACGCAAAUAUUCUGCCCCUUUUGUGGUAAUAACCACAAGGAAGAAGAUUGCAAAGCAGAAGAACCCAGGUGUAGGGCUUGUCUACAAAGCAAUAUGAACAGCCGCACCCCAGUAGACUUGGACCAUAAAUAUUACGACAGAAAUUGCCCAACUUACAUCGCCCAAGUACAACGCAUUCAAGAACAAUGGUUUCUUCAACAUCCAAAUCAUCUAAGGCUCAAGCAACUCCAAGCCAACAACCCCACUCCAAUUUCAAGACACUUACUACAAGAGUCACAUCAAGACAAAGCACAACAGAUGAAGCCACCUUUCUUAAGGCUAGAGGAAGUUGUAAUAGCUAUUCAAAACACAAUGUAUCAUACCCUAAUACUUUUUUCAAAAUAAAUGCUGAUCGCCAAGCCUC